Molecule: messenger RNA, 873 nt
Organism: Procambarus clarkii (red swamp crayfish)
Lineage: Eukaryota; Metazoa; Arthropoda; Malacostraca; Decapoda; Cambaridae
Product: mitochondrial pyruvate carrier 2
Biological process (GO): pyruvate import into mitochondria
Cellular component (GO): mitochondrial inner membrane
Molecular function (GO): pyruvate transmembrane transporter activity
Source: RefSeq, a predicted model, not a curated record
CAAGGCCGCCGGUAGAUGGUGCCACCGACCACAACACUUAAAGUGGCACUGAGUUGCUGUGCCAGCUGCUGUGUCCUGUCCAGCUGCUGUGACCUCUCUAGCUGGCUGUGACCUCCUCAGCUGGCUGUGACCUCCCCAGCUACUGCGACGUUCCCAGCUGGCCGUGACCUCCCCAGCUGGCCGUGACCUCUCCAGCUGGUUGUGACCUCUACACCUCUCUCAUAUUACGGCCUACUAGCCCGGAUAAUAUCAGUUCAGUGUGAUUUUUUAAAGAGGAUUAAGGUCAAAGUUCGACCAUGUCAAGACUGUACAGAGCUGUGAUCAGGACGGCUGACAAGUUUGUCCCAGAGAAAUUUCAGCCUUUUUGGAACCACCCAGCAGGUCCCAAAACUGUGUUCUUUUGGGGUCCUUGCGUCAAAUGGUGUUUGGUGAUUGCUGGGCUUGGAGAUGCAGCACGACCUGCUGAUAAGCUCUCUCUCUCCCAGUCGACAGCCUUGGGUGCUACUGGUCUCAUUUGGUCAAGAUAUUCAUUGGUUAUAAUUCCUAGAAACUGGAACCUCUUCAGUGUGAAUGUGUUCGUGGCCACUACAGGAAUCUACCAGGUGGCUCGCAUAUUCAACUAUGAGCGGAUGAAGAAACUGAAAGAAGCCUGAGCAUUACAAAUUGGUAUAACGAGUAGUAUUCUGUUAACACUGACGUGCGUUUUAAAGUGCUAGUGCUAGCAGGUAAAUAUACAGUUACUGUACCAGUACUGAAUAGAAAACACCACUAAUGGCAACACACAUUGAUUUGUACUGUCUGUAUUAUAUGAGAGAAAUGUAUAUUAUUUUUAUGCCAUAUUUAGAAAUGUAAAUAAAGGUUUAAUGUUUGAAA